Molecule: messenger RNA, 828 nt
Organism: Erigeron canadensis
Lineage: Eukaryota; Viridiplantae; Streptophyta; Magnoliopsida; Asterales; Asteraceae
Exons: 3
Coding region: 186-527 (113 amino acids)
Source: RefSeq, a predicted model, not a curated record
CCAAAAGCAUUGACCUUCAAACCAAAUCAAUUUCUCUCAUCACUCCAAACAAUACUCUACAAUUCUUUCCAUAUAUCUUUUCAAAAUCACAACUUCUCUUCAUUUCUUUUACAUUACAUAACAAAAACACAACCCAACUUCCAAAUUAUACUUGCAACCAAAACCCCAACAUCCAAACCCCAUAAAUGGAGACAAAACAAACACCCAAAAAAGAAGAUGUUUCAUCAGCAACAGCAGUGUUUCUUGGGGCAUUAGCCCCUGGUGUUAAUGGUCCAACUUGGAAUGCAUUAAAAGGGGCAUUUGUGAUGUUGGGUGUUUGUCUUUGUGUUAUGUUGGGCUUGGCUUUCUCAUCUAGUGACUCAACUCUGGUUAUUCAUGUCACUUUUCUUGUUUUGAUCACUGGGACUCUGUUUUUCCUUCUUAGCAGCUUCCUUGCACAGACUGGCUUGGUUUCAGUGGAGGAUCAAAUGCAGGAGAUAGGCUUAUCACCAAACCAAGCCGUGAAAACAAGUGAAAAGAGCGAAUGAAGAUUACAAUCUUUGGCUCAUCAUCAUAACAAAUUUUAAAAGUCUUUUGGUCUUUCAGUGUUAUCAUCUUGAGAAAUUCAACGUAAAUAUUAAACCUUUUAUUUUUGUUGUACUUUCUCUAUACCAAAGUUAUUUGAUUCCUGAUUAUCUGAUGUGUAACUUAAUUGUAUACAUGAUUUAUAUAGAAAUAUUUAUGAUGGCUUCCAAAAAGAUAGAAGCUCUCUAACCUGUUGAUGCAGGUGAGUGAAGCCAUUUGUUAUACGAUAUUUGCAUAGAUUCCAUCAAAUUGCAUGUUAACCAA